GGGCAAGUUUCGGUGCGCACAGGAGGCGGGCCGCGGUCACCGUGCGCGGGAGGGGUGGCCGCGGCUCCGGGCUCGCCGCCCCGCGCGCAUUUCGGCGAUGGCUUCUCAGCUCUGGAGGCGGCUGCGCCGCAGCCCUCGCGAUCUCCUGCCCCUUUUCUUCGCACUUUUACUGCCUCUUUGCGGCGCCUUCAACCUAGACGUGGACAGCCCUGUGGUGUACUCUGGCCCCGAGGGAAGUUACUUCGGCUUCGCGGUGGAUUUCUUCGUGCCCAGCGCGGCUUCUAGAAUGUUUCUUCUGGUGGGAGCUCCCAAAGCAAACACUACUCAGCCUGGAAUUGUGGAAGGAGGGCAGGUCCUUAAAUGUGACUGGUCGUCUAACCGCCGAUGCCAGCCAAUUGAAUUUGAUGCAACAGGCAACAGAGAUUAUGCCAAGGAUGAUCCAUUGGAGUUUAAGUCUCACCAGUGGUUUGGAGCAUCUGUGAGGUCAAAGCAGGAUAAAAUUUUGGCCUGUGCCCCACUAUACCACUGGAGAACUGAAAUGAAACAGGAGAGAGAGCCUGUUGGAACAUGCUUUCUUCAAGAUGGAACAAAGACUGUUGAGUAUGCUCCGUGUAGAUCAAAAAAUAUCGAUGCUGAUGGGCAGGGAUUUUGUCAAGGAGGAUUCAGCAUUGAUUUUACUAAAGCUGACAGAGUACUUCUGGGAGGUCCUGGUAGCUUUUAUUGGCAAGGUCAGCUCAUUUCAGAUCAACUGGCAGAAAUCGUAUCUAAAUAUGACCCCAAAAUUUAUAGCAUCAAGUAUAAUAACCAGUUAGCAACUCGAACUGCACAAGCUGUUUUUGAUGACAGUUAUUUGGGUUACUCCGUGGCUGUUGGAGAUUUCAAUGGUGACGGCAUAGACGAUUUUGUUUCAGGAGUUCCACGAGCAGCAAGGACUUUGGGAAUGGUUUGUAUCUAUGAUGGGAAAAACAUGUCUUCCUUACACAAUUUUACUGGUGAGCAGAUGGCUGCAUAUUUUGGAUUUUCUGUAGCUGCCACUGACAUUAAUGGGGAUGAUUAUGCAGAUGUGUUUAUUGGAGCACCUCUCUUCAUGGAUCGUGGCUCUGAUGGCAAACUCCAGGAAGUGGGUCAGGUCUCAGUAUCUCUGCAAAGAGCCUCAGGAGACUUCCAGACGACAAAGCUGAAUGGGUUUGAAGUCUUUGCAAGGUUCGGCAGUGCUAUAGCACCUUUGGGAGACCUGGACCAGGAUGGCUAUAAUGAUAUUGCAAUUGCUGCUCCAUAUGGGGGUGAAGAUAAAAAAGGAAUUGUUUAUAUCUUCAAUGGAAGAUCAACAGGCUUGAAUGCAGUGCCAUCUCAGAUCCUAGAAGGGCAGUGGGCUGCUCGGAGCAUGCCCCCAAGCUUUGGCUAUUCAAUGAAAGGAGCCACAGAUAUAGACAAAAAUGGAUAUCCAGAUUUAAUUGUAGGAGCUUUUGGUGUGGACCGAGCUGUCUUAUACAGAGCCCGACCAGUUAUCACCGUACAUGCUGGCCUUGAUGUGUACCCUAGCAUUUUAAAUCAGGAUAAUAAAACCUGCCCACUGCCUGGCACAGCUCUCAAAGUUUCCUGUUUUAAUGUCAGAUUCUGCUUAAAAGCUGAUGGCAAAGGAGCACUUCCAAGGACACUUAAUUUCCAGGUGGAGCUUCUUUUGGAUAAACUCAAGCAAAAGGGAGCAAUCCGACGAGCACUGUUUCUCCAUAACAGGUCUCCAGGUCACUCCAAGAACAUGACCAUUUCAAGGGGGGGUCAGAUGCAGUGUGAGGAGCUGAUAGCAUAUCUGCGGGAUGAAUCUGAAUUUAGAGACAAGCUCACUCCAAUUACUAUUUUUAUGGAGUAUCGGUUAGACUAUCGAACAGCUGCUGAUGCUACAGGCUUGCAACCUAUUCUUAACCAGUUCACUCCUGCCAAUAUUAGUCGACAGGCUCAUAUUCUACUUGACUGUGGUGAAGACAAUGUUUGUAAACCCAAGCUGAAAGUUUCUGUAGAUAGUGAUCAAAAGAAGAUCUAUAUUGGAGACGACAACCCUCUGACACUGAUUGUUAAGGCUCAGAAUCGAGGAGAAGGUGCCUAUGAAGCUGAGCUCAUUGUUUCCAUUCCACCGCAAGCUGAUUUCAUUGGGGUUGUCCGCAACAGUGAAGCCUUAGCAAGACUUUCCUGUGCAUUUAAAACAGAAAACCAAACCCGCCAGGUGGUAUGUGACCUUGGAAAUCCAAUGAAGGCUGGAACUCAACUUUUAGCUGGUCUCCGGUUCAGUGUACACCAGCAAUCAGAGAUGGAUACAUCUGUGAAAUUUGAUUUGCAAAUCCAAAGUUCCAAUCUUUUUGACAAAGUAAGCCCAAUGGUAUCUUACAAAGCUGAUCUUGCUGUUUCAGCUGCUGUUGAGAUAAGAGGAGUCUCAAGUCCUGAUCAUAUAUUUCUUCCGAUUCCAAACUGGGAGCAUGAGGAGAACCCUGAGACUGAAGAAGAUGUUGGGCCAGUUGUUCAGCACAUCUAUGAGCUGAGAAACAAUGGUCCAAGUUCAUUCAGCAAGGCAAUGCUAAAUCUUCAGUGGCCUUAUAAAUAUAACAAUAACACUUUGUUGUACAUCCUUCAAUAUGAUAUUGAUGGGCCAAUGAACUGCACUUCAGAUAUGGAGAUUAACCCUUUGAGAAUUAAGGUCUCAACUUCACAGACAACUGAGAAGAAUGACACAGUUGCUGGGCAGGGUGACUGGAACCAUCUCAUCACUAAGCGAGAUCUCACCCUCAGAGAAGGGGAUGUUCACACUUUGGGCUGUGGAAUCGCUGAAUGUUUGAAGAUCGUCUGCCAGGUUGGGCGACUAGACAGAGGAAAGAGUGCAAUCCUAUACGUUAAGUCUCUCCUAUGGACCGAGACCUUUAUGAAUAAGGAAAACCAGAAUCACUCAUAUUCUCUGAAGUCAUCUGCUUCAUUUAAUGUCAUAGAGUUUCCCUACAAGAACCUUCCAAUUGAGGAUAUCUUCAACUCCACAUUAGUUACCACUAAUGUCACCUGGGGCAUUCAGCCAGCACCCAUGCCUGUGCCAGUGUGGGUGAUCAUUUUAGCAGUUCUAGCGGGAUUGUUGUUACUGGCUGUUCUAGUGUUUGUAAUGUACAGGAUGGGCUUUUUUAAACGUGUUCGGCCACCUCAAGAAGAACAAGAAAGGGAACAACUUCAACCUCAAGAAAACAGCGAAGGAAACUCUGAAACUUAACUGUGAUUUUUAAUUUAUCCUACAUCCUGACCCAUUAGAAUGACUAACUUCAUUACAGAUUUAAAUUUCCUUUAUGAGGAAUAAAAUUCCAAGGCUGUCCUGCAGUUAAUGACCAUUGGUGUUAACAUAGAAUGAAAGCAAUAUUUGUCAACCUUUUCUUUAAAUAAGUUCAGACGUACAUUUAAUAUGCAUUGACUAGUGUUUUUACUUAUUUAAAUGAUAAAAUUUCAAGUGGUAGUUCUUACUCAAUGUAUAUAAGACAGGUAGUGCCUGAGUUACUACUUUAUAUAAAAUAGGACCUCUUAUAAUUACUGUAUCUUAUUUCGUAUGUUGGGUUUUGUUCAUUAUUAUUAUUAUCGAUGUUGUUUUAAAGCAAUCCAGAUUUGGACCUUAGCAUCCAUAUCUUUUGUGCAGGUACUUAACUUUAAUACACAUUGCACUACAUUUGACUCUUCAAAUUACUAAAAAGUUUAUAGCUGCAUGAACUUGGGUUUUAAUAUCAACUACAUGACAGAACUUUUUUUAAAAAUGCACAAUUCCAUCAAAAUUCUUUUUUUAUAAUAGCAAAGGUACAGUACUGUGUUUUGAUAUGGAAAUUAGACACAUGCUGUUAAAUUUUUAUUUAUAUUUAAUCUUUCAACCUAUUUUAUUGCAUUUUAACUUGUAAAGUUCAAGUUCUAGGUACUUAAAACUUAAUUGUAUUAUCAAAACACCUCCUUUCUGUAGCAGUUUAAUUUCAGCUAAACAUCAAGACACUUAAAGCCAUAUGGGGACGGAAUCACUUCCAAAGUACAUUGAUUCCAUUGUUUUGUUCUGGCUACUUACAAUAGAAGGAAGAAGGCAUUUUAAUUAAAAGACUAUAUUUGUACUUCUUGAUAUAGUUGCUUCUUAGUAAUAGUAUAGUAUUAUAGAUUACAGCAGAGUUUUUAGUUGCUAUUAAUUUAUUUUCUUCCUUUAUUUGUAUUUUCCCUUGUACUUCCAAAACCGUAAUUGAGCAAAGGUCAAUUUCAAUGAGGAAUUUACAGUUAUCCUUCUUCCACCCCUCCACCCUCCUACCUCAUGAGAAAUGCUUGGAAUCAAAACUCUUAAGAGCUCAUUGGUUUACUUCUAGCAAUAGCUAAUCACAUAGCUAUUACCUCAGUUUAAGCAAGGUAAUGUCCAAAACCACUCUUAGUUAUCAAAGUGAUUUUUAAAGGUAUUUUUGUAAGAAAUUUCUUAACAC
Messenger RNA from Orycteropus afer afer, 4466 nucleotides. It is a transcript of the gene ITGAV, whose product is annotated as integrin subunit alpha V. Gene Ontology annotation, biological process: cell-cell adhesion; integrin-mediated signaling pathway; cell adhesion mediated by integrin. Gene Ontology annotation, cellular component: integrin complex; external side of plasma membrane. Gene Ontology annotation, molecular function: integrin binding. The record is from RefSeq and is a predicted model, not a curated record. Lineage: Eukaryota; Metazoa; Chordata; Mammalia; Tubulidentata; Orycteropodidae.